This is a messenger RNA of Pipistrellus kuhlii (Kuhl's pipistrelle), 4998 nucleotides long. It is a transcript of the gene ZBTB33, whose product is annotated as zinc finger and BTB domain containing 33. The transcript is spliced from 2 exons. Bases 143 to 2158 code for a protein of 671 amino acids. Gene Ontology annotation, cellular component: nucleus. Lineage: Eukaryota; Metazoa; Chordata; Mammalia; Chiroptera; Vespertilionidae. The record is from RefSeq and is a predicted model, not a curated record. Gene Ontology annotation, biological process: regulation of transcription by RNA polymerase II. Gene Ontology annotation, molecular function: RNA polymerase II cis-regulatory region sequence-specific DNA binding; protein binding; DNA-binding transcription factor activity, RNA polymerase II-specific.
CAGCCGCGUCGACGUCGCCCAAGACUGGAGCGACGUUUAAAGAAGGAGCGGAAUCGCCGCGGAGUCCGGCCUCUUGUUGUCGGAGGCCUCCCACCGUUCGGCGCGGCCUGAGGAGGAGAAGCGGCGACGCGGAAAAGCAGGCAUGGAGAGUAGAAAACUGAUUUCUGCUACAGACAUUCAAUACUCUGGCAGCCUGCUGAACUCCUUGAAUGAGCAACGUGGCCAUGGACUCUUCUGUGAUGUCACCGUUAUUGUGGAAGACCGAAAAUUCCGGGCCCACAGGAAUAUUCUUUCAGCUUCUAGUACUUACUUCCAUCAGCUCUUCUCAGUUGCUGGGCAAGUUGUUGAACUAAGCUUUAUAAGAGCAGAGAUCUUUGCAGAAAUUCUCAACUAUAUCUAUAGUUCUAAAAUUGUUCGCGUUAGAUCAGAUUUACUUGAUGAGCUAAUUAAAUCAGGGCAGUUGUUAGGAGUUAAGUUUAUAGCAGAGCUUGGUGUCCCAUUGUCACAGGUGAAAAGCAUCUCACGUACAGCUCAGGAUGGUAAUUCAGAAACCUUACCUCCUGGUUCUGGUGACAAGAACCUUGAAGCACAAAAAUCAAAAGACGAAACCCAAGAUAAUGGGGCAACCAUAAUGCCUAUUAUAACAGAGUCUUUUUCCUUAUCUGCUGAAGAUUAUGAGACAAAAAAGAUUAUUGUUACUGAUUCAGAUGAUGAUGAUGACGACGUUAUUUUCUGCUCUGAGAUUCUGCCUGCAAAGGAGACUUUGCCAAGUACCAGUGCAGUGGCACAGGCCCAGCCUAAUCCAGGCCCUGUUGCUAUUUCAGAUGUUGCACCUUGUGCUAGCAGUAACUCCCCCCCUAUAACAGAAAACACACCUCCUCAGAAACUUCCUACUCCUGUGAAUCAGGCAACUCUGAGCCAAACACAAGGAAGUGAAAAAGUGCUGGUAUCUUCCGCCCAGACACAUCUGACUCCUAACAUCAUUUUGUUAAAUCAGGCACCACAUACUACGCCACCAAAUGUCAGUCCUUCACUUCCAAAUCAUAUGUCUCCUUCAAUCAAUGUACUUGUGCCGAAUCAGCAGACAAACAGUACUGCUUUGAAAGGAAACAAGGCCAAUGACGAGGAGGAGGAGGAAAUUAUAGAUGAUGAUGACGACACUAUUAGCUCCAGUCCAGAUUCAGCUGUCAGUAAUACAUCUUUGGUCCCACAGGCUGAUACUCCCAAAAAUACCACUUUUGACGGAUCACUGGUACAGAAGAUGCAGAUCCCUACACUUCUGCAAGAGCCACUUUCCAAUUCUUUAAAAGUUUCAGAUAUAAUUACUAGAAGCACUAAUGAUCCAGUUUUAGAAUCAAAACAUCUAAUGGAGGGUCAGAAGAUCAUUACUUUAGACACAGCUACUGAAAUUGAAGGCUUGUCAACUGGUUGCAAGGUUUAUGCAAAUAUUGGUGAAGAUACUUAUGACAUAGUGAUCCCUGUCAAAGAUGACCCCGAUGAAGGGGAGGCCAGACUUGAGAAUGAGAUACCAAAAACAAUUAGCAGUGAGCCAGCAAACAAACGUAUGAAAGUAAAACAUGAUGAUCACUAUGAGUUAAUAGUAGAUGGAAGGGUCUAUUAUAUCUGUAUUGUGUGCAAAAGGUCAUAUGUCUGUCUGACAAGCUUGCGGAGACAUUUUAACAUUCAUUCUUGGGAAAAGAAGUAUCCUUGCCAUUACUGUGAGAAGGUAUUUCCUCUUGCAGAAUAUCGCACAAAGCAUGAAAUUCAUCACACCGGGGAGCGAAGAUAUCAGUGCUUGGCUUGUGGUAAAUCUUUCAUCAACUAUCAAUUUAUGUCUUCACACAUAAAGUCAGUUCAUAGUCAAGAUCCUUCUGGAGACUCAAAGCUUUAUCGUUUACAUCCAUGCAGGUCUUUACAGAUCAGACAAUAUGCAUACCUCUCGGAUAGGUCAGGCGCUGUGCCUGUAAUGAAGGAUGAUGGAAUUGGGUAUAAGGUUGAUGCUGGGAAAGAACCUCCAGUAGGGACCACAUCCGCUCCUCAGACCAAGCCAAUGACCUGGGAAGAUAUUUUUAUUCAGCAGGAAAAUGAUUCAAUUUUUAAACAGAAUGUAACGGAUGGCAGUACUGAGUUUGAAUUUAUAAUACCAGAAUCUUAUUGAACUCCUUUGAAAUAUCAAAGUUUUGGUUUGGCUUUCAGAAGACCUAUAAAACAAAUUAAGAAAUUUUAUGUGACAUGUCAUCUGAAGGUAGUUUAGUUGAAUUAUCUGUUGGUAAUUUCUAGAAGCAAAUUAUUCUGAAGGUUUGUAGAGAUUGAGAACUCCCAACCCCCAAGUAUCUGUUUAUAUAGUUAGCUAUCAGCUCACUUAAAGGGGGCAAAAAAAGCUUGGAGAGAUAGUUUCCAGAAUAGAAUUUGAUGCAGUCUGAAUGUUUUUUUAAGAUAACUGGAGUUAUUAGCAUACCCUAGUAUAUCUUAAACUUUCCCCUUCUAUGUUAGCACUUUACUGCUCAAUUCUCAAUUUUCUUAAUAUUGAGACUAUAAAUGUGUGUUGUGUUUUGUAUAUGGCAUAAAAAGUAAACAAGAACUUCUGAAGUUGUUCUGGAAAUUUUUUAAACAAUGUUCCGCGUGGUUGUGUGUUCUGCUAGUCCAAAUGGAUAGCAACCUCCUGCCUCCUUCCAUGAAAAUGGCCAUGCAGUCAAGUCUCAUCUGAAGAAUUAAUUUUAGCCAAUUAGAUUUAAAUCUUACUUUUAUUGUCAUAGUGUGGAAAAGACUUUGGUGGCUGGGACUAUUGUAUAUAUACCUUUGCUAUGUGGUCUCUGUGGUUAAAAAAAAAAUACUGAUCUCUAAUGCAGACAGGAGGCGAUGAAAAGUUCUGUUGCAUUAUUUUUGAAUAUUUACUCUUUCGUGUUAGAGGCAGAGUAGAAGUGAUUGGAGAUUGCCUUUUUGCUCAUUAUGGUUAAAAAUAGUCCCAUGAAAAAUUUUCAAAUUUUGAAUAUGUAAGCCACCAAAAUAAAUCUUUAAUUCUAUAUAAAUCUUUAUACAUGAUAGGUUCCAGAAAUGAGACUCCUACAUAUUUUGGGUAGGAGGCUACUGGCAUAUAUUUUUCAAUGUUCAUAUUUCUUAGAAUCUCUAAUAGGAAUUUUUCAUUUGAAAUAACUGAAUCAGUGAUCUAGUACUUUCUUAUCAGCAGGACCUUUUAGGUUUUUACCCUUUCGCAAAUAAGUUCCAUUCCAUCUGCAAAUUGCUGCAAUGUUAUAGCAAUCAAACUAUAUAUGGAAUGUAAAAUAAGCUUGUUGAUCCCCCUUUAUCUUGAGACCAGUAAAUACCACCUUUCUUCCUUUUUAAAUGACACAUAUUUAAACAUUUAGAAAAUAAAGUAAAAACUUAUUGAAGUGCUAGAACUAAAAGGAAGCAGGUUGGAAAAUAUAGCCUAGCAUUUAUAACAAGAUUAACUUGUUGAACUUCUUCUGUAAAUGACUUUGCAAAGAAAAAAAUUUAAUAGAUACUGAAAAAGAUUGUUGUGCAUAGUUAUUAGUCAUGUGUAACUUUGCUUAAGUAUUUCUUAAUUCAACAUAUUUUCUUUCUCCUUAAUGUAUUUUUUAAAAUAGUCUAUUUCUUGACUUCAAACUUAAAGCUUUAAUUGUAAUUUCUCAUGUAUACAUCAUUCUUCUGAUGGUAAACUAGAUUUAAAGAUAAUGGUUUCAGUGUUUCUAAAGUUGGUAGCUGAGGGUAUCAGGCAUCAGUAUUUGCAAUAAUACAAGGAGAAAGAAAAAGUAAUCUGUUGCUUACUGAGGCUUAGAAUCACGUACAUCUGUUUUCCGUUCUUUGAGUCUAUACUGUCAAAAACCAUUUUGUAAACUAAUCCUUGGAAAAUUUUAAAUUACCUUAUAACUCAAGACUCGGCAAUCUCCGGAUUCACAAUAUCUACUUCCUUUCUGUGUAGAUGUUGAUAGCAUUGCUCUUUGGCUAUAGGUGCAUUCUGAAAUAUUUCACCAGUUAGACAUAAUUACUCUACAAGUAUGAGUGAUACUGAUGCCAGCAGGGCUUCCAGACUUUUUAGACUUAAGUGCUAGAUAAAUUAGUUUGUCAUCGUAACACUUGGUAUUUUCUACAGGCUAUUAUGUCAGACCAAGAAUUCUAUAAUGGAACACUAUCCAUUCUGAGUUAUAUGGAUAUUAUUUUUUGCUUCUGCUGUGCUUUAUGUAAAUUCUUUGUCUGAGAUUUAAACUGUGCCUACUGAAGGUAACUUCCAGAGUUUGGGGGGGAGGAGGAAAACCGGAAAAUUAAAUUGUAUUUUUGCCAGAAGACUCUUUCUUGCAUGUAUAUCAGAGUCUUCAGUUUUUCUAGAAAUUUAUUUGAAGUUUGGAAUUCAUGUGGAAUAUUCUAGUAAAGGGUUUACACCCUUUACUCCCAGUAUUUAUUAGGUUGGAAAUCUGCAGCAAGACAUUAUAUAAUACUUCCUGUGGGUUUUCUUAUUUUAUACUUAGUUUUCUGGCUAUUGAACUUCACUUUUUCUUUCAAGUUGGCCUCAAAUUUGGUUAUGGGAUAAAUUACCCAUAAAUAUUCUAGAGAGGAACUAUUCGAAAUAUCAAUUUGUUAAGAUGGCAGAAAGUGAAACUGUUCAAACUAAGCAAAGAUGUUUAAAUGAUCAUUAUAAUUUUGGUGGUAAUUAUUCCCCACAUGCAACUACUAUGAGGAAUUAAUGCUGCAUUGUUUCCUAUUAUACAAAAAAAGAUAAAGCAAAUGGUAAAAAUGUCACAAGGUAUUUUGUAUGGUCAAGGCAUGCAUAUUCUAAAAAGUUAAUUGCUAUUCUACAGGAUUGGCUUCCUCACCUCUGUCAAUCAUGUGAAAACUUGUCCAUUUUCACCUAAUGCUGUAAUAUUCAUACUUGUACAAUCUUCCCUUUCAUGACUUUUAAGUUCUACAUUUCAACUGUUACCUGAUAUUAGUUCGUAGAGAUUCAUAUGGCAAAAAUAAAAUGUUUUGUGAUUUUUGAGUGCA